AUGUCUUCCGCCAAAACUGGAAAGAAGAGCCGCUCGGCCAUCGCCGACGUCGUGUCGCGCGAGUACACCAUCCAUCUCCACAAAAGAGUCCAUGGUGUCUCCUUCAAAAAGCGGGCGCCCAGAGCUAUCAAGGAAAUCCGCGCCUUUGCUGAGCAGGCUAUGGGCACCAAAGACGUCCGUCUCGAUCCCCAACUGAACAAGAAGGUCUGGGAAUCCGGAAUCAAGGGCGUCCCAUUCCGCCUCCGCGUGCGUAUCAGCCGCAAGCGUAAUGACGAGGAGGGCGCCAAGGAAAAGCUGUACUCUUUCGUGCAAGCUGUCAAUGUCAAGGAACCAAAGGGUCUGCAGACAUCCGUCAAUGACGAUGCUUAG
This is a messenger RNA of Histoplasma mississippiense, 369 nucleotides long. RefSeq names its product 60S ribosomal protein L31. Bases 1 to 369 code for a protein of 122 amino acids. Lineage: Eukaryota; Fungi; Ascomycota; Eurotiomycetes; Onygenales; Ajellomycetaceae. The record is from RefSeq and is a predicted model, not a curated record. Gene Ontology annotation, molecular function: structural constituent of ribosome. The transcript is spliced from 3 exons. Gene Ontology annotation, cellular component: ribosome; cytosolic large ribosomal subunit. Gene Ontology annotation, biological process: cytoplasmic translation.